AUGGGCCCUGACCUGGAGAUUAAAGGAAGACCAGAAAUUGUUAUGGAAGUAUCAGCUGGUAAGGAGAAUGACAGGGUCAUGGGAGGACUCGAAGAUAAGCAUAUGAAUUGUGUAAGCAAUUAUGAGGACAACACAUUUGGAAUGGAAGAUUCCUUAGUUGAACGGGAAGCCCACAGAAAUGAGGUGGUGGAGGUCAAUAUAAUGGAUUGUUCUAACUCUGGUGACAAUGGGCUGGUUGAAGCUGCUUGCCAGGAUGCAUCUGAGAACACGAGUUCUUUUGGUGACACUGAUUCAGGAAUCGAGAAUGGUGCAAUUUUGGGGGAUGCUGAAGUUCAGUCAGAAUUAUGUGAUGAUGUUACAUCAGCAGUGCCAUUUGAUGGAUUUGGUGACGUGUUUCAAAUGAGGAAGAAAAAGUUGACAUCUCACUGGAGGGCAUUUGUGCGACCCCUUAUGUGGCGUUGUAAAUGGGUUGAACUGCAACUCAAAAAAUUUCAGUCUCAGGCAAUAAAGUAUGACAGGGAACUUGCUGAAAACAAUCAAAGAAAGCAGUAUGGAUCAGAGAACCUUAAAUUGGAAGGUUUUGCUGCGAAGUUACUGCCUUUUCCUAGUAACAGUCAAAGAGGAAAAGUUAUGAAGCGAAGGAAAAGAAAAAGAGUUGAAAACUUAAUGGAUACUACAACUUAUAUGGCAACUCAUAAUCUGUUCUCCUAUCAUGAGAAUAAGAAGUCUACUGCUGAUGUUGCUUCUAUGGAUGACGAUUGGGGUAAUUUAGUGAUUUCUGCAGAUAAGAAAACCAAUUGGAAAGAUGAGGAUGGGGUCAACGAUGAAUUGUUAUCAAUUGAGUUAACGGAGCGUGAUAAUUCGUUGGAACAAAUACUUCGAAAAAUUGGAGUUGUGCAGUCACAAGUCGGCAAACUGAAGACCAAACUCAACAAGGUAAUGAGUGAAAAUGCUGGGAGGUUCUCUUCGACUGAUGAGUCGAGCUUGCUUGUACCUUGUAAUGCAUUCACCAGCUCUGCCCGAAGUCCUGCUUCUCCUCCAAUCAAUGGGGACAGAAUGCCAUUUGGGUCUUCUUAUAUUGCUUCUCAGCCUAUAUGUGAGUAUAAUGUGGGUGAUGUGGUUAUGCCUGAAAGUGCAGUUUCGAGCCAUGGAGAAGUGACCCAUAUUCCUGAUAUAACAGAGAGCACAGAUCAGCGCCUGCCGUGUAAAAGUUCUGGGGAUGAAAUUCUGAUAUACCACCGGAGAGCGAAGAAGGAGCUAAAUAAUUUUGCGGAAGUUAAGGUUCAUCCUAUAGAGAAGCCCCAGGUGGCAAAGCUACCAAAGGAAGAGCAACAGAGCACUAUUCCUCCAGUUAUGGUUCUAGAAGACCAGCCUGCAGAUGAUCAACCAACUCCUAAAAUACGUUCUCUUUCCAAGCUUACUGCCCCCAAGAUCAAGAGAAAGAGGGGGACACGGAAGGCUGGUAAAUGGAGCCGCAGAUCCUCAGUUUAG
Molecule: messenger RNA, 1491 nt
Organism: Ilex paraguariensis (yerba mate)
Lineage: Eukaryota; Viridiplantae; Streptophyta; Magnoliopsida; Aquifoliales; Aquifoliaceae
Source: the annotation of a GenBank genome assembly